Molecule: messenger RNA, 1317 nt
Organism: Fonsecaea erecta
Lineage: Eukaryota; Fungi; Ascomycota; Eurotiomycetes; Chaetothyriales; Herpotrichiellaceae
Exons: 1
Coding region: 1-1317 (438 amino acids)
Source: RefSeq, a predicted model, not a curated record
AUGGCAGGGUCACAGGCCAAUGGCACGUCCAGCCCCGCGCGUCGCAGACCCAAACACAUCGUCAUCGUGGGCGGUUCCCUGGGCGGCCUCUUCACGGGCGUGGCGCUCAAGCAGCAUGGCUACGACACGACAAUCCUUGAACGUAACCCGACCAAUCUGCUGGAGAAUCAAGGAGCUGGCCUCGUUGCGGGCGGUGAUACCAUGACCUGGUUCGAUCGUUAUGACCGAUGUAAGCGGCCCGUCGCGGUAACGUCUCAGAAGCGCAUGUACCUCGACCAGUCGGGCAAGAUUGUCCAUGAGGAGGUCAUGAAGCAGACCAUGACGAGCUGGGACUUGUGCUAUUACCUGCUCCGGGCCAAUUAUGACCAUCAGCAAAGUGGAUACUGCGAUGUGCCCGGACCCCGGCCUGGUGAUGGCAAGAUCGACUACAGGUAUGGCUGUACGGUGACGAGUUUCCAGGAGGAAGGUGAUCAAAUAAGGGUGUUUUUCGACAAGAGCGACGGCGGAAAAGAGUCGGUCUUAGGAGAUAUGCUCGUCGGGGCGGACGGGCCGAGCUCAACGGUGCGCAAGAUCCUCUGCCCGGAGGUUGAGAGAAAAUAUGCGGGCUAUUGCGUAAUCAGAGGCACGGUACCGGAGGAUGAAGCGUCCGAGGAAGCCAGGAAGGCGUUCGUGGAGAGGUUCACCUUCUUUCACGCGCCGGGGAUCCAAAAUCUGACGUACACCAUCCCCGGGAUCAACGGGGCAAUGGAGCCAGGGAAACGGCUGCUGAAUUUUGUCUGGUACACGAAUUUUCCCGAAGGCGAGGAGGAGCUCGAAAAGCUGAUGACCGACAAGGAGGGCAAGAGGAGGCGACUCACCAUUCCGCCUGGGAUGAUGCGGCCCGAGGCGUGGGAGAUGGUCAAGCAACGCGGUCGAGACCGACUGCCACCACAGAUGUCCGAGAUGGUCGAAAAGACGAAGAACCCUUUUGUGCAGUGCAUCACCGACGUGAUCACCCCGACCAAUGACUUCCACGGCGGCAAAGUUGUGCUUAUUGGGGACGCACUGGCCGGGUUCAGGCCGCACACCGUCGCCAGCACAAGUCAAGCUGCGUUCGACGUCCUCAUGCUGGUGGAGUAUCUUCAGACCGGCGAUCACGCCGAGUUCGUGCGAAGGACCAUGGAGUUUGCACGCUUGAUCCAGAAGAGAGGCAUGUACAUCGGGAACAGAAGCCAAUUCGACAAACUACCGUUGAGGGAGUACAUCGAGGAUCGGAAUAUGAUGUCGAUAAAGAGGGAAGACUUGGAAUUUCCGGAGUGGACGCAGGUUAGAGUGUAG